This is a messenger RNA of Coccomyxa subellipsoidea C-169, 321 nucleotides long. RefSeq lists its product as hypothetical. Gene Ontology annotation, molecular function: DNA-binding transcription factor activity, RNA polymerase II-specific; RNA polymerase II cis-regulatory region sequence-specific DNA binding. Lineage: Eukaryota; Viridiplantae; Chlorophyta; Trebouxiophyceae; Coccomyxaceae. The record is from RefSeq and is a predicted model, not a curated record. Gene Ontology annotation, cellular component: nucleus. The transcript is spliced from 3 exons. Gene Ontology annotation, biological process: regulation of DNA-templated transcription. The annotation marks the transcript as partial.
AUGUCGGGGGAUGCCAAGAAGGGGGCAUGGACACCAGAGGAGGAUGAAGCCCUCAAGCGGCUUGUCUUGAUGCAUGGGCCCAAGAAUUGGAGCUUGAUCGCUGGCGGCAUACACGGCCGCAGCGGCAAGAGCUGCCGGCUGCGCUGGUGCAACCAGCUGGACCCAGGUGUCAUCAAGGAUCCCUUCUCUGAGUGGGAGGAUGCCGUCAUCAUUAAUGCCCACAUCGCACACGGCAACAAGUGGGCGGUGAUUGCCAAGCUGCUGCCAGGGCGCACAGACAAUGGCGUCAAGAACCACUGGAACAGCACCCUCAAGCGCAAG